AUGAGGAUGUCCAUGGUGAUAAUGCCAACCUUUAGGCAACUUCGACCACAACCUUUGUCUAGUUUAUCGUACUAUAUAUCGCCAUUAAGAUUAUUCAGUUUCUCCUCAAAUUUGAUUCAUUUUAAUUCCACAUAUCUCAAGGGAUCUAGUAUUGAGCAAGUUAAUAAUUUCAUAGUUUCAACUUAUAGUUCAGCUUUAAAUGGUUAUAAAGCCAUAAAUAUAAGUUCAAGAUCUGGAUCUUCAUUAGUAGGAUAUAUAAGUAAUGUCCAUACAUAUAACACAUUACCUUUAAUUCAGAGUAACACAUAUCGAUUUGUAAACUAUAGAAAUUUCUCCACAUUGAAACGACUUCAGUUUAAAAGAAAUUUUAUGCCAAGACAAAAUAAUAAUGGCUUAUUCCCACAAAUAAAAUAUUACAGAAUAAACCCAUUUGUAUUGAUUAUUAGCAGCUUCUUGUCAAUUACCAUGUUUUUUCUUGUACUUCCAAUAAUUUUGAACUUAAUGUUACCUUUGACCAUAUUAGCCAUUAUUAUUUAUCAAUUCAAUAAAUGGAAAAGGAGUCAGUUCUAUCAACAAGUAGUAAGAGUUUUAUUAAGAAGUGAUAUCAUAGUUCCAUAUAGAACAAUCAAUUCAUUACAGUACAGUUUCAUACCAGAGAGGCUAUUAAUGAUGAAGGAUUUAAUGAAAGAGCUUUCAAUGUUUAGAAAUUUCGAUAACAGUAAUAAUACAAAGAAGGAGGCUAUUCAAUUCGUUCAAUUUGUAGAAACGAGAAUCAUGGAAGCAUUAGCUACAGAUGAAUAUGGUAUAAGAUCUUAUAUUUUAUCCAAUAAUAACAAGUUUCGUUCGUUCCAAAAUUUACGUAGGUCAUCUUUUUCCACUUUCCAGUUAAAAUUGGAUACAGUUUCUAUGAAGACAUAUGGUGAACGUGUUGGAUCAAAUACAACUGAUAUUAUGUUAAGUAUACAAUAUCCUUUGAAACUGAUUAUAGAAGAAAAUCAGCAAAUUUAUUUAGGUACUGUAACUCUAACCAUUCUAGAUGAUUCAAGUAGUAAAAUGGGUAAUAAUUCCUUUAAAUUAUUCACUGAUCUGGCCAAAGCAGACGCUAAAUGUAGAUUAGUCAUUUCUAUUGUCCCUGUGACUACUUGGUUAUCACUUAUCCCAAGACAGUUUGUUAUAUCAACUUGGGGUAAUUCAGGGCAAAAUUUUAGAAAGUUUUAUGUAAACAAGACAAGAGAUGGACAUGUAGAAUACACUAUUCGUUAA
This is a messenger RNA of Arxiozyma heterogenica, 1263 nucleotides long. It is a transcript of the gene MRX9, whose product is annotated as Mrx9p. The transcript has a single exon. Bases 1 to 1263 code for a protein of 420 amino acids. Lineage: Eukaryota; Fungi; Ascomycota; Saccharomycetes; Saccharomycetales; Saccharomycetaceae. The record is from RefSeq and is a predicted model, not a curated record.